Molecule: messenger RNA, 2598 nt
Organism: Chlamydomonas reinhardtii
Lineage: Eukaryota; Viridiplantae; Chlorophyta; Chlorophyceae; Chlamydomonadales; Chlamydomonadaceae
Exons: 15
Coding region: 139-2214 (691 amino acids)
Source: RefSeq, a predicted model, not a curated record
GUAGACGAGGGAGCGGUGCACUCUCGCCGCUGCGCGUGCAGCUGUUAGUCUUUUGAUCAAGUGAUGCUGUGUACCCUCAUAUGGAUUUGAGUUGAGCAUAUACGAUAAUCAAUAGCUCACACGAGACAAGCUGAUUAAAUGGCGACCACCUCCGCGCCGACGAGUGAGCCAUGGACUUUUGACCUGGUCGGCCAGCUUAGACAGAAGUUUGGAUUGGGUCCGGAAAACUGGGAUCGCUUUAAGGGCCAGGCGGCCGAGGUGCCGGGAGCCGAUGUUCCGCCCUCUGGCGCGCACGUCACGCUUAAGGACCUGUCCAGGCCCGCGGAGUCGCUGCCGGCUCGCGCCGACGAGGCGGCUGUGCAGGCCGCGUUGGCGGACGACGGCGGCUGGGUGGGCACCCCCGACCCCUCCAAGUAUGCCGCCGGCACGACGCAGCUGAGCGCCCGGGAGCUGCAGGAGGAGGUGGCAAAGGGCAACGUCAUGACAUGGAAGGAUUUCAAGCAGCAGGUGUCGGGGCUGCAGGGGCCGGAGCGGGAGGCGCUGCUGGCGCUGGUGGCGCAGCGCGUGGCGGCGGAGCGCAUGUUCUUCACACUGGAGGACGGCAGCAAGGUGUCGCUGUGGGACCUGCAGCAGUACGUGGACAACAACCCCGAGUUGGCGGCGCUGGCGGCCAGCGUCAGGCGGAUAGCCGUGGCGGACCCCGAGGACCCCGCCGGCCGGCCGCUGCCGGGCGGCGGUGCCAGCGGUCUGGAUCGCAGCCGCGGUCUGACAGGUGCCGCGCACAUGAGCGGCCAGGAGGCGGAGGAGCUGGAGCUGGACUGGGGCCAGGUGGGCCGCGGCGCGCUGUGGCGGCGGCGGCCCACUCGCUGGCUGCUGGGCGGUCUGGACGGCGUCAAGGACUGGGAGCUGGAGGCGUACGCACACGAGCCGCUGGCCAACCAGCUGCUGGGCGCCAAGUACGGCGGCCGCGACCCGCGUGCUGUGGUGGCGGACCCCGCCUACGCCGCCGACGUGCUGCGCGCGGGGCCGCUGCUGGGCAUGACGUUCGUGCUGCGUGCGGCGCGCGACCUGCCCCUGCAGGAGGUGGCCAGCUCCUGGCGCGGGCUGCUGGGCAACUACCUGCAGCGCCAGGCGCCGCUGAGCCUGCCCAAGGCCGUGCGCCCCGCACACCUGGACCCCACCGACCUCAACGGCGUGGCCUGGCCCGCGCUGCUGUCGCGCCCCGCGGCGGCGGCGCACGCGGCGGCGGAGGCGGAGGCGGCGGGCGCCGUCCCUGACGACGAGAUGGGCGUGGCGUGGCGGGUGCAGAGCGGCAAGGAGGCGGCGGCCAGCGUGGCCGCGGCUCAGCAGCUGCUGCAGUCGCUGCCGGACGCGCUGUGCCCCGGCCCCUCGCCCGCCGCCUGGCCGCUGACGGGCACGAAGCUGGUGGAUGAGGGCGGCCGCAACUGGCGGCGGGGCGGCAGCGUGUGGGUGACGCUGCAGCCGGAGGGAGGCGUGCUGGUGCAGGCACAAACCGGCGGUGUGGUGGGCGAGCAGGAGUCCUACUUGCUGACACACGUGCAAGGACAGGAGGCGCUGGCGGGCGCCGUCAUGUCGGCCUUCAUGGGGCCGCAGCCGCUGGACCCGGAGCUGGCGGCGGCGGCGAGGUCGGUGCUGCUGGUGCCGGCCAACGGCUUCACGGCUGCCAACAAGGAGCGCGACCCCAACCACCCACUCUACCCCUCCUUCACCGGCGUGCGCCCUGGCCGGGCACCACGCGACGUGGCCGCGUACACCCUGGCCGGAGGCCGCACGCCGCUCCUGGCCGCGGGCGGCCCCGGCGAGGCAAAGCUAGCGUCCGAGCUGCGGACCGUCAUGGAGGCAGCCCUCGCCGCCGCAGCUCGCGCCGAGGCCGAGGCAUUGGCGGACGCGGCGACCUCCCCGUCUUCCACGUCCUCGCGCGCCGCACCCGCAGCGGCCCUGGCGGAGGCGGAGGCGGCGGAGGCGCGCCGCGCGCGCGGCCGCGCCGCUGCGGCGGCGGUGAUGGCGGAGGGUCUGCGGCGGUUGGGCCCGGAUGCGGUGGCGAUGCUGGAGCGAACGGCGGCGGAGGCGGAGGCGCCGCAGGGUGGCGGCGCGGUGGUGGUGGCGGGCGCUGGGUCCGCGUCAGGGGAGAAGGGCGUAGGGCUGACGAGCAGCGACAUCUUCAGCCUGGCGCGCACGUUGGAGCAGGAGUGACGUGGCUGAUUACCAGUGGUGUUGAGCAUGAUAUCGUGGGGUGUUGCCAUCCUCAGUUGAGGCUAGACGUCAGGUUUGUGUGGGUCUGCCUGUGGGGCGGGCAACCGUGCUGUGUGCGUGCACCAAGGGCGAGGAAGUACAGGAAAUGCGUGUGGUCGUCCAAGAGAGGUAGGGGCCGGGGUAGGGCGGGGGUUUGUGGCCCUUACACAAGUAGACGGCGGUGGUUUCGCGCUCCAACAGAUCCGCUUUUGCGUAACGCUGAACUCUCGGAAAAGCUCGCUCACAUGCGUGCUCCAGUCAACUCGUUGCUCGCGAGGCCAUAAGCGGAUUUGAUCGUUGACACCAAGUCUGCAUGGCAUUUGCAGCUUGUAAUGCUACUGCGCU